Molecule: messenger RNA, 993 nt
Organism: Magallana angulata
Lineage: Eukaryota; Metazoa; Mollusca; Bivalvia; Ostreida; Ostreidae
Product: cytochrome b-c1 complex subunit Rieske, mitochondrial-like
Exons: 4
Coding region: 63-851 (262 amino acids)
Biological process (GO): mitochondrial electron transport, ubiquinol to cytochrome c
Cellular component (GO): membrane
Molecular function (GO): 2 iron, 2 sulfur cluster binding; quinol-cytochrome-c reductase activity
Source: RefSeq, a predicted model, not a curated record
AAAGUAGUCUUUCACAUCCGUUAACCUUGCCGAGAAAGGUUUCUACGAAGGCUCGGCAGACAAUGUCGUUUGCGAACACAGUUCGAGCCCCUUUAGGGACUGCAGUUUCAAGAUUGUCACACACAGUUACCAAAAGCAACACCAAGCCGAUCGCCAACUUAGGUAGAAAGUUAGCAAUUCCCGUGAUUCGGAAUAGUUCGCCUGAACUGCAGUCCUUCAAAGCCAGGAUUGGAGCCGUCAGUUGUUUAGCAAGAAGAAACUACCAUACAGAUAUCCCCGAACCAGACUUCGAGGCGUACCGCAGUAAUAGUUCGAAACAGGCUAAUGUGUCACGGGAUAAAUUUGAUGCUAAACGGAAGGUGUAUUCGUACACCCUAGUUGGAGGAGCAUCAGCUGCCACUGUGUACAUGGGUAAAGAAAUAGUGCAGGAUCUGGUGGGGUACUUGGAUAUCAAUGAUGCUGCCCGAGCCUUGGCCAUUACUGAAAUCAAGCUGAAUGAUGUCCCUGUCGGCAAAAGUCUCCUCACCACCUGGAAGGGAAUGCCACUGUUUGUCCGUCACCGAACGGAAACCGAGAUCAAAGCGGAACAAGCGGUUGACCUUUUGUCCCUCCGUGACCCCCAGCACGAUUCUGACCGCUCGCUGACCCCUGAGUGGAUGAUCUUGGUUGGAGUGUGCACACAUUUAGGCUGUAUCCCUCUUCAGGACCAGGGAAGCUUUGCGGGAGGAAUGUACUGCCCCUGUCAUGGCUCCCACUACGACUCCUCCGGUCGCAUCAGGAAGGGACCUGCCCCCCUUAAUCUUACUGUCGCACCCCAUAAAAUUAAAGGAGAAUACUUAAUUGUGGGAUAAAGAAGAUUUAAGUAGAAGACAAUAUCUAUACAUGAGAUGUGAACAGAAAUGUGACAAAGUUUGAAAGUUCAAUACUGUAGCCUUUUGGACACCACUAGGCUCAAAUGUUUUCUCUUGUAACUCAUUAAAUUAUGUUGAUGAA